Messenger RNA from Metopolophium dirhodum (rose-grain aphid), 495 nucleotides. RefSeq lists its product as uncharacterized. NCBI's taxonomy places the organism in Eukaryota, Metazoa, Arthropoda, Insecta, Hemiptera, Aphididae. The annotation marks the transcript as partial. The record is from RefSeq and is a predicted model, not a curated record. The transcript has 3 exons.
UUUCUGAUAAAAAAUUCCGAGAUAAUUGAGUCGCCAGUCGUUCGGGAAGCUAACCCUGACACUGUUAUUUAUUUAAGACGGUUGCACCAAGAAUAUACACUUAUAAAUAAUUCAGGCGAGAGGAAGAGGAUAUGGUCAGCACAUGCGAGAUCGGUUUCUCUACGGUGUAAUGUAGAAUUGAGAGUUUUGUGUAUGUUGAUGCGUGAAAGUCACUAUGAUCGAACGAUUCCUGAAGAUGAGGAUAUAAUUCAAUUAUCGUUUCGUGUGUUAUUGCACUCAUCUAGAACGAUCCGUAGACAUACUCAGUAUUAUAUUAUUAUGCAGCUAGUUUACGGUUUCAAAAGAAUAGCGAUAUUUGAUUCAGAUCGUAUAAGAGAACAAUUAGAAAUGCAAUGGACGAUGAAUGUGAUGACCAUUCUGAAUGAUGACCAUUAUUUAAAUUUUGACUUUCACGCUACUCGUUUUAUUCUACAAAGAAUAAGAAACCUAAAUUAA